GGGGUGUGAGAAUGUACGGAGGAGUUUACAGAAGCGAGAAAUUGUGAGGACAGUGCUGAAGAAACGCUAAAAUCUGGCUGUCUUAGCCUGACACCACGAGAGUUAGUUUCGGUGUUCAUUGUCUGAUCAAGUUUGGUCAUUUUUGUCCGUCUUUCUGGCUCUCAGUUUCUGCUCCAAUAGUAAUGGGGCUGCCUGCCCUGCCCAGCGUUGCUUUCCUGCUGUGUUUCUAUCUGGUAUCCUGCCGCUGCCCCUCCACGUGCCGUUGCCCCCCAGGCCCGCCUCGCUGCCCCCCUGGAGUCAGCCUGGUGCUGGACGACUGCGGUUGCUGUCAGGUGUGUGCCCGGCAACUCAACGAGGACUGUGACAAGGUGGCCCCCUGUGAUCCCCACAAAGGCCUGGAGUGCAACUUUGGGGCCGACCCCUUGGCGAGCAGGGGCAUCUGCUGGGCCAAGCAGGAAGGCCGGACCUGUGAAUACAAUGGCCGUAUCUACCAAAAUGGAGAGAAUUUUCAGCCCAGCUGCAAACAUCAGUGCACCUGCAUUGACGGGGCUGUGGGAUGCCAGCCUCUCUGCCCCUUAGAGCUACCCCUGACCUCUCUGGGUUGCUCCAGUCCCCGGCUUCUUAAGGUACCCGGUCAGUGCUGCAAAAAGUUCGUGUGCAGUAAAGGCCUCAAGAAGGACAGAGGGGUCACCUUUGACUACAACUCACAUGGAGAGGCCAAUGGCAAUGAGCUUAUCUACGUGGGCAAAGGCGGACACUGGAAAAACCUACCAGUGUGGAGGCCGCUCUUCCAGGCUCACAUGUCAAAACAGGAGCACAAGUGCCUGGCUCAGACUACAGACUGGUCACCAUGCUCCAAGAGCUGCGGCUUCGGCAUCUCCACCCGAGUCACUAGUGACAACCCCCGGUGCAAGCUGAUUAAAGAGACCCGACUGUGUCAGAUCAGGCCCUGUGGGCAACCUGAUUUUACCAAGCUAAAGAAAGGCAAGAAGUGCCUGAGGACACACAAGGUCCAGGAACCAGUCCGGUUCAGCUAUGCCGGCUGCAAGAGCCCACGCCGUUACCAGCCCAGCUUUUGUGGGGCUUGCCUGGAUGGACGCUGUUGUGUGCCCUUGCGCACUCGCACACUGAGCAUACCCUUCCGUUGCCCUGACGGAAGCUUCUUUUCUAAGAAUGUCAUGAUGAUCCACACCUGCCAGUGUGGUCCAGCGCAUUGCCAGCUGCUCAGUGAAUCUGCUAUGGGUCCCCAGUACCAGCUCCAGGGGGACAUUCACAAAUUCCUGGAGUGAGUGUGCUGGACUCUCGGCUAGCUGGGCUCUCAAAAGACUGUUCUCCCUUAUGGACCUCGGGAGCCAGGACACCCUAUAGUUGCCUUGCUACCAUGAGUACCAAUAUUACUAAAUUCCUGACUUUCAGAGGGGCACUAAUCCCCAGUGUUUGGGGAGAUGCACUGUGUGGUUCUGGGAGUUUGGAUAUUUAUCUAUGUGAGGAAUGGAUCCCAUGGCACUGGGGUCAGUCUCUCAGUUCAAUCCAGACAGGCUCAGGCUGGAACUGGGCCUGGGGUGAAUAGGAGGAGAGGCAACCAAAGAGGUCCCCCUGCCCCAAUUUCAUGUUUGUGACCAUGGUGCUGGGAAGCAGGAAAAAAACAUAGCUCUGCGGGAUGACUAGACUGGGUACCAAAACCCCAGUCUGGUCACAGCUCUGACACCCUAUGAUAGAAAUGGGCAAAACUUGAGAACUAGACAAAUAGAUCUCACCUGAACUGGAACGAAGUCUCCCAUAAUGCUUCCAAAGGGACGACAGUUCUGCCCACACAGGGAUCUGGCAAUACAACCUGGGAGCGAGCGACCCCAGGAAGACUGAGGCCUGCCUCACUCGUGCAGGACAAUGAGGUGUGUGUGUGUAGGGGCGGGGAGUCCUGAGUCGAGGGAAUGGAACGUACUGCUUGAGACUGCAGGGGGUGGGUUACAGCUAGGAAUGUUUCUUCAUAUUAAGAAAAAAAUCUAUGUGAAUAGAAAACGAGCACAACAUAGAGCAAGGUUCUGUCUCCUCUCUUUGUGUGCUGUACUGGCUUUCUAUUUGCAGGGAGUUUUUAAACACAGGGGAGCAUUCCAAAAUGUGACCCUCCACCUGCAAGCUGAAGUAGUACAAGCUAAUCACGCACAGCGGUUCGCUAGCAUUUUGAUACCACAUCAUUCCUGUGCAUGUAUGGAUCAGGCCUAAGUUAGGAAGCAAAGUAAGUGAGAUUAAUAGGAUUCUUUUUUUUUAUCAUGAGAAUUUCUAAGGAAGAGAUUAAAGUGGACAAAAAAGGUUGACUGGGACCUGCCCUCCCUUAUCUGCCUGCUGUUUGUAUCUCUGCCUUUCACUUCCUGAUCCUCAAUCUGAGACCUGGCAUCCCAGUCUGAUCCCAUUCAUACCAAAGUGGUGCCUCAGCCCCUGCUCACGACACAUCCCCAUGUUUCCUGGAGAGACAUUUAUGAUAAUCCAUCCGAGGCGAAUACUUGCAGAAGACAGAUGGUGUGUGCAUGCUCGGCUUCUUCUUACAGCUGAUGCUUCAGCAGGUCACCUGUCAACCUGCUCAGUUGCCAAACUUAAAAAACAAACAAACUUGAGAGGAGGAUUAUGGAAAAAAGAAGGAAUUCUGAGUACAUCUAUCCUGAGGAGUUAGCCGUGUUAGUCUGUAGUAGCAAAAUCAAAAAGAGUCCAGUAGCACCUUUAAG
Eublepharis macularius is the source of this 2720-nucleotide messenger RNA. Its product is annotated as CCN family member 1-like. Gene Ontology annotation, cellular component: extracellular region. The record is from RefSeq and is a predicted model, not a curated record. Gene Ontology annotation, biological process: signal transduction. The coding region runs from base 183 to 1289 and encodes 368 amino acids. NCBI's taxonomy places the organism in Eukaryota, Metazoa, Chordata, Lepidosauria, Squamata, Eublepharidae. The transcript is spliced from 5 exons. Gene Ontology annotation, molecular function: protein binding.